Dromiciops gliroides (monito del monte) is the source of this 4045-nucleotide messenger RNA. RefSeq names its product CDC42 effector protein 4 (gene CDC42EP4). NCBI's taxonomy places the organism in Eukaryota, Metazoa, Chordata, Mammalia, Microbiotheria, Microbiotheriidae. Bases 333 to 1397 code for a protein of 354 amino acids. The transcript has 2 exons. The record is from RefSeq and is a predicted model, not a curated record.
ACACUAAGGGAGAGAGAGAGACAGACCGAGAGAGAGGAGUGUCAGAAUAGCGCCUAGAGAGACACACGGAGACAGAAAGAGAAAGAAAACUGGAACAAGCCUUAGGAAUUGACAUGGGCUUUCCAAACUGGAGGCGAGCCGAGCCCGUGGAAGGAAGAGCAGCCGUGAAAUUGGGGGAAACAGAACAGCCCGAGCAGACCGAACUCUGGUGAUUGAGACCCUGCUACUGUAUUCUCUUCAACAUCCCAUCCUCAUCGUGAUCUAGACUUGAGAGAUCUAUUCCUCCAUCCUGCAUUUGACCUUGGGAGGGCCUGCCUUCCUCACCCAGGAAGAUGCCGAUUCUCAAGCAGCUAGUGUCCAGCUCGGCCCACUCGAAGCGCCGUUCGCGAGUGGACCUCACAGCAGAGAUGAUCAGUGCUCCCCUGGGUGACUUCCGCCACACCAUGCAUGUGGGGCGCGCCGGGGAUGCCUUUGGGGAUACCUCCUUCCUCAACAGUAAGGCUGGGGAGCCAGACCCUGAGUCCCUCGAAGAGCAAGCGAGUGCUACCACCUCAUCUAAACCCAGCCUCCUGUCUCGAAAGUUUCGGGGGAGCAAGAGGUCUCAGUCGGUGACACGGGGAGACCGACGGGACAUGCUGGGCUCUCUGCGGGAUUCUGCUCUCUUUGUGAAGAAUGCCGUGUCCCUGCCACAGCUCAACGAGAAAGAGGCAGCGGAGAAGGGGUCUGGCAAGCUGCCCAAGAGCCUUUCGUCCAGUCCUGUGAAGAAGGCGGCCUCUGGAGGAGCAGAGGAGGAAGAGGUGGAGGAGGAAGGAGCGGCUGGGGAGAAGACACCCCGCCUGAAUGGAUCUGGGGGUGCCCACUCACCUGACCCCAUCCUUGAUGAGCGGGCCUUUGGGGACAUCACAGACCUGCCUCACGUACCCAAGGCUGGCUAUGGGUUGAAGCAUGCAGAAUCUAUUAUGUCCUUCCAUAUUGACCUGGGGCCCUCCAUGCUGGGGGAUGUCCUUAGCAUCAUGGACAAAGACGAGUGGGACCCAGAGGAAGAGGAUGGUUGCCAUGGUGAUGAGGGCCCAAGCCACAGCAGCCAGCCCCCCCCCUCUGUCACUGUUCCUCUCCUACAGCAGGAAGGGAAGCCUGGUCCAGACUCACCGCUGCCACCUCCCUGCACCUUGGAGGACGAGAGUUGGGCAGCGGCAGCGCCCAGCCCGGCCUCUGCCCGAAGUGUGGGCAGUCAUACCACAAGAGACAGUAGUUCCAUCUCCAGCUGUGCCUCUGGAAUCCUAGAGGACCGAAGCCCUGCACUCCACGGGCUUGAGAAGGCUAGGGUCCCACCUGCCCGACAGCCUAACAAAGAGUUCUCCUUUAUGGACGAGGAAGAGGACGAGAUCCGUGUGUGAAGGGGGCGGGUGGGGAUGGUGUCCAGCAGCUCUGCACAACUGACUUAUUUUUGUCCCCACUCCCUGUGACUUUCCACCUUUCUAUGGGGCUCCCAGAGUCCAGAUAGAAAAUACCCAUUGAAGGGUCCUUGGCAGGAAGUCUUAGUUACAGGAGACACCUCUGUAAUUCAUCUUUGCCUGUGAAUAGAAUGUUUGGUCCUCUUUGUGACUCCUUUUUCCUAGAUGUGGGGUUUGGUGAAACCUGUGAGUCAAGCAACUCUGGGUUGGAGGGGGUGGGGAUGGAUUAUUUACUUGACAUCUAUGGACGGCUUGCUCUUCCCCAAGACAUCCAGGGGUCAGGAGUUGUUUUCUUGGCCAAUAGACACUUCAACAAUGAAGCAGGAAUCCAUUUUCCUCCUUUCUCUCUAGUCCCCUUCCCUCUUCCCAAAUGAAUACCAGAUGUUAAUCUGAUUGCCUCUCCAUGUUAAGCAAUACCAGGGCAGCAGAGCCAGACCUCCAUUUGAUCUGUUUCUCUAGCACAUAGUGUGUCUCUUUCUUUUUUCCCUUCCUGUUCCAUGAGUGUCUCCCUCUCUCCUACUCUGUGUGGCUUCCUCUCCCCCACCCUUUAUGUCUUUCUAAACUUCUCCCACCCCACGUUUUUCCAUCCCCCUAGAUUUUGACUUAUGACUUUGUUCUCUGGCAACUAGCCAUUGAUGGAAAGAGGUUUGAGUGUGAAAGGAAGGAGUUGGCAUUACACAUGGUGCAGGUGGGAGGAUGCUCUGAGAAGCACCCCCACGCCCCCAUCUACCUAUUCUUUGCCCAUGUUUCUUUUUUCUUUUUUUUUGCAGGGCAAUGGGGGUUAAAUGACUUGCCCAGGGUCACACAGCUAGUAAGUGUCAAGUGUCUGAAGCCAGAUUUGAACUCAAGUACUCCUGAAUCCAGGGCUGGUGCUUUAUCCAUUGUGCCACCUAGGUGCCCCCCCAACCCCACCAUGUUUCUUUUUUAAUGGGCGUUUGGGAUAGGGGAAAGUGUUGGGAAGAAAGCUAUAAAGUUCUUGGAGCCUGAUUGGGAAAUGCUCCCCCUUCCAUUCCCCCUCCUUUGGGAACUCUUGCUGCCCCCUUCUAAGAACAGAAGCUGGGAGGAGCUUGGGGCUCCCCCAAACAAGACUGGGGCUCCCUUUGUCUUGGAGGGUAAAGGGGCUUGGCUGUGGGGGGAAGGGAAGCGGCAGGUUUGGGAGCUGUAGUCAGUCCCUCCUCCUGCUGCUCCCCUCCCCCUCAACAAUGCUCCAUUCCUGCCUCCCAGAACCCCAGGCAGGAAGUCUGGGGCCCCUUGGAGUUAAACAGCACCAGGUGGCUGGGUUGGGGUAGUACAUGUGGAAAAUCUCCGCUCUCCCACAGCAGCCUCUAGGGCCCCUAGGUUGUGAGUCUGAAAUGUAGUCUAGCUAAGUGGGAGCAGUGAUAAUAAUAAAACCUGGGUCUGGGGUUCUCCCCAGUCCCUAAACACAGGGACCAGCUAUUGGCUCAGCCUACCUUUUUUUUCCUUUCAAAUAACGUGGGUGUAGUUUUUCUUUUUAAUUUUAAUCUACUUCCUUUGGGGGAAAAAAAGGCCUUUAAUGGGGAGUAGGGUCCCUCCUAGAUUUGCCUGUUCUCCUCUUCAUUGACCUGCCCUAUUCCCCUUCCUUCCUUAGGAGUUUCAUUGAAAUCCCAGCCCCCACUGUGGGCCACCCAUCUCUUGGGCUGGUAGUGGGAAGCUUCCCAUAGGUGGGCAGGUUGGACUCUCUCACUAGAGAGCUGUAAAGUGAGUCCUACUGUAUUAGUUUGUCAGCCUUGCUCUGAGAUUGAGGUUUCAGCACAGACUGACCUCAGAGGUCAUUUAGUCUAAUCAUCCCUUAACAGGAACCUCCUCCACAAUAGAACAUCCCUGACAAGGGUUCCUCUAGCUCUAAUUUAAAGACAACUUAUUACCUCCCAGGGCAACUCAUUUCAUGUUGGCUUAGCUCCUUUAGGAAAUGUUUCCUUAUGUUGAUCUACCACUUAUAUCCACUGGUCCUAGUUCUGCCUUUAAGGCCCCAAGAACAAAUCUCCAGUUCUUCCUGCAGAUACUUUAAGGCAGCUAACAGAUUCCCAACCCCAAAUCUCAUCUCCAGCAUAAACACCCCCACUUUCUUUAACUAGUCCUCCAAGAGGCUUGGCCUCUAGCUCUCCACUCACUCUUUUCUUUUCUCUGAAAACUACCCUGUUUGCCCUUCAUCUCUCUCCUUGACAUAGAGGCUUUGGGCAGGGUGAAAAACCCAAAGAAUCAAAUAAAACUAUAGCCUAGGUCUGGAACUGAGGGUUAGAGGGGAGGUGAAAGGGAAGGGAUAGAACAAGACUAAGACAACUAGUGACGAAGGUGACGGCAACUAUAGAAAACACUAACUUAGUUCUUUAAAAGCACAGACUUGGAUGAUGUCCAUGGCCAGUGACAGUUCAGAAUCGGAAGGGGAUAAUAAGCCUAUUGGGACAGGGUGAGGGGAAUGGGGAUGGACCCCACCCCUGUGUGGGCAGCACAUGAAAUGUUUACUGGUGAUGAUGUAGCACACACUAAAAUGCAUAUUCUUUUUUUAAUGAGGCCUAUGGAAGACAGAGAGGAAACAUUAAAAAAUCCUUAGCGAUGCUUGGCGUUUUCAA